Darwinula stevensoni is the source of this 4686-nucleotide messenger RNA. NCBI's taxonomy places the organism in Eukaryota, Metazoa, Arthropoda, Ostracoda, Podocopida, Darwinulidae. The record is from the annotation of a GenBank genome assembly.
AUGUUUGAGCCAAACAUUUGGAUAGAAAACAAUUUCUUCAAGAGGGAAUGUUCUCAGAUCAUUCCUGCUCCAAAGGAUCCUUCACGCUGUUCUUGUGGUUGGCCAAUUGCAAACCAUCCCCUCAUAAUGUGUCUCCCAAAUCAAGAACUGUUGAGUGGUCAAGGAUCCCCUAAUAUUGAAGCUGCAAAUAUAGAUGGGAAGUGGACUCACUCUCGCCACACUCAGAGAGUACCCACAGAUGCUUAUGGCACAAUUGAAUUCCAAGGAGGAGCACAUCCUUCCAAAGCAAAAUAUAUACGCCUGGCACAUGAUACUCGACCAGAGUCUGUCAUACAGCUGUUUACCCAAGAGUGGGACUUGGAACUACCCAAACUUCUUAUUACCAUGCAUGGUGGGAAGCAAAAUUUUGAAUUACAACCAAAACUUAGAAAGGCAUUCAAAAAGGGUCUGCUGAAAGUGGCAAAAACAACUGGAGCCUGGAUCUUCACUGCAGGAACAGACAAUGGUGCAACACAAUAUGUAGGUGAGGCCUUGAUUUCAGAGAGGUCACCCCGUUUACGACCAGGACGAGUUGUCAGUGUUGGGAUUGCACCAUGGGGUGCCAUUGAGAACAGGAUCAACCUGAUUGCCAAAAACAAAGAUGUUCCUUAUCAUUCUCUUGCUGCUCCCAAGUCCAAGUUGUCUGUCUUGAACAGUCGUCAUGCUUUCUUCCUUCUCGUUGAUAAUGGCACUACAGGUAAAUAUGGUGCUGAGAUUUCAUUUCGUAAGAAAUUGGAGAAGUACAUUUCUAAGUUGAGACUACUGAGCUUCCAAAGUUGUAGCAUUCCAGUUGUAUCAGUGGUGCUGGAAGGUGGGCCAAAUACUAUCCGCUCAGUCCUAGAAUAUGUGACUGAUUCUCCUCCAGUGCCUGUAGUCAUUGUUGAUGGAUCUGGUCGUGCUGCUGACCUACUGGCUUUCGCUCACAGGCACUCAUGGAAUGAUGAAGAAAUGUCUUUGGAACUGGAAGAAGUGAAGUCUCAGCUCCUUGCAACCAUCCAAGAAACAUUUUGCAUGGAUACUAUGUCAUCGCUGAAGCUUUUCAGGGAAAUCAUGGAAUGUGUGAGGCACAAACACUUGAUCACAGUCUUCUCCCUUGGAGAUUCAGAGUGUCCAGAAUUGGAUCAUGCAAUGUUAUGUGCACUUCUGAAGAAUGAACACCUCUUACCUCAAGACCAGUUGGCUCUUGCACUUACUUGGAAUCGUGUUGACAUUGCCCGGUCACAGUUGUUUGUUUAUGGCCAGGAAUGGGCUAGGGGUUCCUUGGAAGAUGCAAUGAUGCAGGCAUUGAUCCAUGACCGCCUGGACUUUGUGAAACUCCUUUUGGAAAAUGGAGUGGCCAUUUCCAGGUUUUUGACCAUUCAACGCUUGGAAGAGCUAUAUAAUGUGAAGGUGGGACCUUCCAACACCCUACAUUACCUCAUUCAUGAUGUAAGGCCUGGUGUGCCCUCUACUGCUAGAUAUACUCUACUAGAUAUUGGACUUGUCAUCAACCAGCUCAUGGGAGGUGCAUUCCAGUCAUCCUACUGUCGACGGAAGUUUAGACACCUGUAUUUAGCUGUGAUGAAACCUGCCGAACCAGUUCCUCGCAAUCUUUCUAUGUCAGUCCUGCGUUUUGGUCACCACUCAGUCCUCCAUAGUCAACGUGGAAACCUUGCACUAGAAGUUCCUGAUGUUGUAUUUGAAUAUCCCUUCAAUGACCUGAUGGUAUGGGCAAUCUUGACAAAACGACAUUCCAUGGCUCUUCUCAUGUGGCAGCAUGGAGAAGAAGGACUUGCAAAAGCCCUAAUUGCAUCCACACUGUACAAAGCAAUGGCUCAUGAAGCCAGAGAUGAUGACCUUGAAGCAGAAGUAGCUGAAGAACUGAAGAACUUUGCGCAAGAGUUUGAGAAUCUGUCUCUAGAGCUGUUGGAUUUCUGCUAUCGCCAUGACAGUGAUAUGACAGCACAACUCCUUACUUAUGAGCUUAACAACUGGGGCAAGAUGACCUCAUUGAGCCUAGCUGUUUCAGCUGGGCACAAAGCAUUCCUUGCUCAUCCAUGUGCUCAGAUCCUACUUGCUGAUUUAUGGAUGGGGGGUCUAAGGAUGAGGAAGAAUACAAACCUCAAAGUUAUCCUUGGACUUCUCUUCCCUCCAUCUCUUCUAUCCCUAGAAUUCAAAACUCAGGAAGAACUUCAACUUCAGCCACAGACAGAAGAGGAACAUGAAGACUUUAGUUCUUCAUCGUCUUUGACAUCCUCAGAUUCUUCUUCAAGGUCAUCUUUGACUUCAUCGUCUCAUCAUUCACCUAUCCGCAAACACCCUGCAUCAGAGCAUGAUUUUCAAGAUCUCAUGAGGAAUGGGAGUAAGAUGCGUUUGACUGCCAUGGAUGCAAAUGGGAAAGAGAAUGGAACAUGGACAGUUUCAACCAAUCCCAUCAAGCAUGUCAAGCAAUCCAGCCGACCUCUAAGCACACAAAAGAAGAUUUAUGAAUUCUAUGCUGCACCCAUAACAAAAUUUUGGAGUCACAGCAUUGCAUAUGUGAUAUUCCUUUGCUUCUACACUUAUGUAGUGCUGGUACGCAUGGAACCCCAGCCAUGUUGGCAGGAAUGGUACAUCAUUGCCUACUUGUCAACUCUGUUUGUAGAGAUGAUACGAGAGAUUAUCUUCUUGGAACCAGUGAAACUGACCCACAAAGUCACCAUAUGGGUAAAUAAUAAAUGGAAUGUCUGUGAUGUUGUGGCUGUGUUAUUUUUUUGGAUUGGAAUGGGGUUACGUUUCACACCAAAGCAGAUGAAGAUUGGCAGAACAAUCUACUGUGUUGACAUCAUCUACUGGUACAUCAGAAUCCUGGACAUUCUCUCAGUCAACAAGUAUCUUGGUCCAUUUGUUACGAUGAUAGGCAAGAUGGUAGAAAAUAUGAUUUAUUUUGUCAUUCUUCUACUUGUUGUUCUCUUGAGCUUUGGAGUUUGUCGUCAGUCCAUCCUCUUUCCAAAUGAAGAAGCUAGUUGGACACUGUUGAGAGAUGUUUUCUAUCAGCCAUACUUCAUGAUAUAUGGAGAGGUAUUUGCUGGUGAUAUUGAUCCACCUUGUAGUGAUGAAGAGGGGGAUGUCCCUUGUCACACAGGCCGCUGGAUUACUCCCAUUGUCAUGUCUGUGUACCUUUUGGUUGCAAACAUUCUCCUCAUCAAUCUUCUCAUAGCUGUCUUCAACAACAUUUUUCGUAAAGUAAGUGCUGUUUCUCAUCAGGUGUGGAUGUUCCAGAGAUAUACUGUAGUUAUGGAGUAUGAACGAAUACCUGUGCUGCCACCUCCCUUCAUCUUUAUCAAUCAUGUUGUGUUGCUGACAAAAUAUUUGAUUCAAAAGUGCAAAGGCAUUGACAAGACCUACAGUGAGGGCCUCAAGUUAUUCUUGGAUAAAGAUGAACUUGAGAGAAUCCAUGAUUUUGAGGAAGACUGCAUGGAAGAGUAUCUCCAGGAUAAAACACAGAAAGCAGCUCAAAGUGAGAAGGACCACACAAGGAACAUCCAUGACCGGAUUGAAACAUUGAACCAGCGAAUGGAGGACCUGAACAAUACUCACCAGCAAGAAAUAGUAGACAUCAAGAGCUUUACUUAUCGAGUGACUCUCUUGGAGAAUAUGAUGACUGAGACUCUGACUUUACUUAGAAACCUGAAGGAUGAUUCCCAGCCAAGGGAGAGAACUGAAGCUCCUGUUGCAAAUCAUGAGAUCCAGGAAGACAUACCAAGUGUGAUUGAAAAUCCCUGUGCAAAAAGGAUUGAAAGCCCUAGUCUUUUCCGAGGACCAAUCCGAAAGUCCAGUCUCAAGCAGAGUAGUACUAGAGAAGGUCUUUCUAGUGGAGACAAACAAGAAUCUCAAAAAAACCUAAUGGCUCGUGUUCUUUUCCCUCCAGAUCUUUGUGUUUCUGUUGACGAUGUUAGCAAUAAUCCAGGAGAGGUUUUUGUGACGCAAUUGAGUGCCCCUGAUGGGACAUCAGGCCCUGACAUGGCUACAUUCAUGGAACCAAACAGCAGAAUUAUGGCAACGACAUCUGAGGGUGCAUUCUCGUCUCUUAGUAUUGGAACAUCACACAAGAGUCUAUCUCAAGGAGCACCAUGCUCUGCUGAGAUAGCAUGUCAGCUGAAGACUGAAUACACAAGCAUAACCGAUGACAUAGAAAAGCGUCUAAUGUAUUUAUGUCUCCCCCGACCCAAGGCCCGCCAUAUUUCUGACAGUAAGGAAGUGCAGGAAGCUGUGGAAUUUCAAACAGAGCAUCUUCGGGAUGUAGAGGCAGAAGUGUAUCAACUCAUGGAGCCUCUCAUAGAGCGUCGCCUUCGCCGUGAUUCAGAAAAUGUUGAUGCUUCCCUGCAAGAUCUAUGUUCACUGAAAACAGAUUCCAACUUUGGUUCUGAUGAUAGUUUGGCAGACAUUCUCAUGAUGAAGGAGGUUGCUGAAGUUAGUCCAGAGAGUAACCUCAUGGUGAAUGAAUCUGCUGAAGUUUGUUCCGAACUUUCUCUCUUCGUGGAAAAAGAGGAAUACCAAAAAAGGAAAACACCAUUGGCUGCUAUAAGCCUGUCUCUUCCCUCACUACAGUUUCCAGAUAAAGUUCUCAAGACAGGCAUUGCUAACCAAAGCUAUAGCAUGAUCAGGAUGAAUAACCUGUCUGAGUAA